Molecule: messenger RNA, 1077 nt
Organism: Cryptomeria japonica (Japanese cedar)
Lineage: Eukaryota; Viridiplantae; Streptophyta; Pinopsida; Cupressales; Cupressaceae
Exons: 3
Coding region: 249-923 (224 amino acids)
Source: RefSeq, a predicted model, not a curated record
AGUAGUUUGAGGGACAUCAUAAUAGAAGAAGCUGUUGGCCUUGACAUACGUAACGAAUAGAGCCAAGAAAUUUUGCAAGAAACUACUGUGCAGGCCUUCAGCGUGGAACGGUCUGAGUACUUGCAAUCAGCCAAUCCUUUUGAUAAGUGGGGAUGUGGAUGAAACAGAGAUGGGUUUAAUGAAUGAAAAAGUUUUUGCUGUAGUCCCAGGAGAGAGCUUGAUACAAACUGAUUACAAGAUCAAAAGAAAUGGCAGACCACCCAAAUAUUCCAAAUUUUCAGCUCCCAGAAGAAGUGAGAAAAUUCUUGGAAGAUGAUGCAGACGAGGAAGUACGGGAGGCCAAGAAUUCACUUCCACUUCCCAUGCAAAACCUAGGAAGACUCCUAUCAGAUAUGAACAAGGAAAUAGAUCCUCACCCCAAUCCCAAUGUACCAUCUCAAUUUGAUGCUCAGCAAAGAGUCAAUGCAAAUCUGUUUUGGGCGUUAUAUAAUCUUCAUACAGAGUUAAAGAAUUGUCGGAAAGAAAUUCUGAUUCACAGGAUAGAAGUCCUCCAAAGAAAAAUAAAGAAAGCAAAUAAGAAAAUAGCUGAUGCAAAAAAAAGUAAGAAAGCAGCAACUACUCUGUCAGCUGCCAGAUCAGUAGUAGAGCAUAUAAAAGGUGUUACAGAAACUUUUGAGGGAAUGGGUACCGAGAUCACAACAAUACAAUUCGCAAGUUUAGCAUUAAGCACAAAUGAGGACGUUAAUGGUCGGUUUGGGAAGCUGACAGCCCAAAAGAAGAUACUUCCAUUGAAGGCAGAACUAAAAGGACUUGAGGAACACUUGGCAUCAGAUGAAGACAAGCUGAGAAAGAUUGGCAAUUCAUCAUCCUCAUCAGGUUUGGACAUAUGGGAAGAAAUGCUCCUACCAGGAGGAAGCAAAUGAAUGUGGGUUUUGUUGGGUUUAGUCUAAAGAUUUUGUUAUUAUUUCAUAUAAGGUUGUGUGUGAGACUUCUCUUUUGGAGAUGGAAAAAAAUAUUUUUUUAAGUUGGUUUUUUAUAAUAAAUUAUGAUAAUGAAUGCAAUUAUUUUUUUAGUUCA